AUGAAAGCUCCCAUCUACCUGAGCAGUUACAUCUGCCCGAUAGGAAGAAUAGAAGAGCCCUUUUGGCAAGAUUUCAAACAACUGCAAGGGGAGGUUUCCUGGAAAAUGGACAUCCUGGCCCAGUUUUCAAAAGUUGUUCAAGAUGUCCUGUUCUAUAAUAUCCUGGAUAUGCUUGAGAACAGAGAGGCUCUGUACCGCCUGAUGGCCAUGCUGGAACUGAAAAGCUCAGAGAGUUUGGAUGGCCCUGCUGGCAGGAUCCUAAAUGAAAUACGAAAAGACUCAGAAUGGCAAUGGAGCUACACAGAUACCAUUCUUUAUCUCCUUCAAGCCAUACUGGUACUGAGUGACACUCAGCUUGACCUGCUGGCCCAGUCCAUGAAGAAGAGGAUCCUGCUCCACCAGCAGGAGUUGGUAAGAAGCAUCCUGGAACCCAACUUCAAAUAUCCCUGGUUCCUUCCUUUCACCCUCAAACCCGAGCUCCUCAGUCCACUGCAGGGUGAGGGGCUGGUCAUCACCUAUGGCCUGUUGGAGGAGUGUGGCCUGAAGAUGGAGAUGAAUAACCCCAAGUCUACCUGGGAUCUAGAAGCCAAGGUGCCCUUGUCGGCCCUCUAUGGGACUCUCUUGUUGUUGCAGCAGCUGGCUGAGGCCUAAACCUUCCCUGGUAGGCAGGCCAGGAAGGCCUGGCCUCACUCCCAUCUGUGCUGUGAGCACCCUCUGUAGGCUCAAGGAACAGGGCCUCAGCUCUCAGUUUUCCCAGAUAGCGUAGAGAUGAAU
Molecule: messenger RNA, 774 nt
Organism: Tupaia belangeri chinensis (Chinese tree shrew)
Lineage: Eukaryota; Metazoa; Chordata; Mammalia; Scandentia; Tupaiidae
Product: gasdermin-C
Exons: 6
Coding region: 1-651 (216 amino acids)
Biological process (GO): defense response to bacterium; pyroptotic inflammatory response
Molecular function (GO): phosphatidylserine binding; phosphatidylinositol-4,5-bisphosphate binding; phosphatidylinositol-4-phosphate binding
Source: RefSeq, a predicted model, not a curated record